GGUUGCACGUCCUAGGUCAGGUACCGCACCGCGGGCCGGCAACCAGGAUGCAGGCCCCGCACAAGGAGCACCUGUACAAGCUGCUGGUGAUCGGAGACUUGGGCGUGGGGAAGACCAGCAUCAUCAAGCGCUACGUGCACCAGAACUUCUCCUCACACUACCGGGCCACCAUCGGCGUGGACUUCGCGCUCAAGGUGCUGCACUGGGAUCCGGAGACCGUGGUGCGCCUGCAGCUCUGGGACAUCGCGGGUCAAGAAAGAUUUGGAAACAUGACAAGGGUUUAUUACCGAGAAGCUAUGGGUGCCUUUAUUGUCUUCGAUGUCACCAGGCCAGCUACAUUUGAAGCAGUGGCAAAGUGGAAAAGUGAUUUGGACUCCAAGCUAAGUCUCCCCAAUGGCAAACCAGUUUCAGUGGUUUUGUUGGCCAACAAAUGUGACCAAGGGAAGGAUGUGCUCAUAAACAAUGGCCUCAAGAUGGACCAGUUCUGCAAGGAGCAUGGUUUCGUAGGAUGGUUUGAAACAUCAGCAAAGGAAAACAUCAACAUUGAUGAAGCCUCUAGAUGCCUGGUGAAACACAUACUCGCAAACGAGUGUGACCUAAUGGAAUCCAUUGAGCCGGAUGUUGUGAAGCCUCACCUCACGUCGUCCAAGGUUGUCAGCUGCUCCGGCUGUGCCAAGUCCUAGUAGGCUCCUCUGCUGGCGUAUGAUAGGAGUAAUCCCAUCAUCUCAUGAAUUGUGCCUCCAUUUUUACCAUUUUGGGUAAAUGUCAGGAGAGAGAAACACAUGUGGCAAGCCAAAGAUCUAUACAUGUAUGUUUUUCUAUAAGAGAAAAAUAGCAAAUGUGCUUUUUAUGCUUUUCCCACCAUCAGCAGUGUUUACAAGCUUUUUAAAAAAUAUAUAUAUAUAUUUAAUCUGUUUCAAACUUGCAUCAUGUCAUUGACCAAAAUUCUGCAGGACCAGAGUCAGCCCUGUUGUUUGCUUCUUUCAAUUAGCAAAGACAUCAGGUAUUAAAGAGAAGGUGGAGAAGAACAAACUAGUCGAAAAUUAAGCAUUGGCUUUCGCCUUGCUGUGGUGUCUUUGUCCAGAUUUCAAGAUAUUCUCUGAUGGUCUGACAGGCCUAUCAAGUAGACAUGCUAUUUUCUCCCGAGAUGAUCUCCAUUCUUGGCAGACUUGAGUUACUUCUGACUUAGUUCUCCAGAGUCAUGCACAUAGGCUUUCUGUAGUUUGCUGCCUUCCUUGUCACUUGCCAUGCGCCGAGUGUUGGUUUAACUGAAAAAAGUAUGAAAAGACCUGCCCCUGUGUGUGCCUUUUUUGUUAGCUUUCCUCUGACUCAAGCUGUGGGACUCUUCUGUACCUGUAAUAUAUAUUAUAUAUGUAUUUUCAUAAGUGAACAAUAAAACAUUAAAAGAUGCUGUUUUCCUAU
This is a messenger RNA of Carlito syrichta (Philippine tarsier), 1422 nucleotides long. It is a transcript of the gene RAB38, whose product is annotated as RAB38, member RAS oncogene family. The record is from RefSeq and is a predicted model, not a curated record. Gene Ontology annotation, cellular component: vesicle; trans-Golgi network; Golgi apparatus. Gene Ontology annotation, molecular function: GTPase activity; GTP binding. Gene Ontology annotation, biological process: vesicle-mediated transport. Bases 48 to 683 code for a protein of 211 amino acids. NCBI's taxonomy places the organism in Eukaryota, Metazoa, Chordata, Mammalia, Primates, Tarsiidae. The transcript has 3 exons.